UAAUGUGUCAUUUUCUUAGCAUAAUAUACUAGUAAGUGUGAACGUGUUUUCUUAUUACAAUAUUUCAAUAUUAUCAAUUUGAUUGAAUUCAUCUCUCCUUUACAACUUCCUCUCCCAUUGGUUUCUAUAAUUCUAUCCUCCAUCUUUUUUAUGUUUAUCCUAAAAAACCCAUCUAUUUUUUCCAUGAAGCUUGAAGCUUUUUGGUGGCUGAAGUCUUUUCAUGUCUAUUCUAUUCUUGUCUUCAUCAUAUUUUCUUUCUUUUCUCUAAUCUUCUAUUUACUGAGGCUAAAAGUUUGGUGCAAUUGUGAAAUUUGCCAUGCUUACAUCACAAGAAGUUGGUGUUCACAAUUCACAAAUUUGUGUGAUUGGUACACUCACCUUCUGAAAAAAUCACCUACAAGAACAAUUCAAAUCCAUGUUCUUGGUAAUAUCAUCACUUCAAAUACUCAAAAUGUUGAGUAUAUGCUAAAAUCAAGAUUUGAGAAUUACCCAAAAGGGAAAACUUUCUCUACUAUCUUGGGUGAUUUUCUUGGUAGAGGAAUAUUUAAUGUUGAUGGGGAAUUAUGGAGGUUUCAAAAGAGAAUGUCAAGUCUUGAACUUGGAAAAGUCUCCAUAAGAUCAUAUGCAUUUGAAGUGGUGAAAAAUGAGAUUGAAAAAAGGCUCCUUCCACUUUUAGCUGAUAAACAAGGUGGGGUUCUUGAUUUUCAAGAUGUUUUUAGAAGAUUUUCAUUUGAUAUUAUUUGUAGAUUCUCUUUUGGAUUGGACCCUAAAUGUUUAGAAUCUUCACUACCUAUCUCGCAAUUUGCUCUUUCUUUUGACCUAGCAUCAAAAUUAUCAGCUGAAAGGGCCAUGACAACAUCCCCUAUUGUUUGGAAAAUCCAGAGAUUUUUAAACAUAGGGAGUGAAAAAAAGUUGAGGGAAGCAAUAAAAGUGAUCAAUAUUCUAGCAAAAGAAGUCAUAAGGCAAAAGAGAAAAUUAGGUUUUUCAAAUCAUAGGGAUCUUCUUUCAAGAUUCAUGGGAUCAAUAAAUGAUGAAACUUAUUUGAGGGAUAUUGUCAUAAGCUUUCUCCUCGCCGGUAGGGACAGUAUAGCAUCUGCUUUAACGAGCUUCUUCUAUGUGAUCGCGAAUCAUCCAGAAGUGGCUAAAUCCAUCAGAGAAGAAGCUGAUCGCGUCCUUGGUCCGAGUAAAGAUGUCAUAAGCUGUGAACAAAUGAGUGAGCUUCAUUAUCUACAAGCAUCUGUCUAUGAGAGUAUGAGACUUUACCCUCCAAUCCAAUUUGAUUCAAAGUUUUGUUUGGAAGACGAUUUUUUACCUGAUGGGACUUUUGUGAAAAAAGGAACAAGGGUUACUUAUCAUCCUUAUGCUAUGGGGAGAAUGGAAGAAUUGUGGGGUUGUGAUUCUUUGGAGUUUAAGCCUGAAAGAUGGUUGAAGGAUGGUGUUUUCUUUCAAGAAAAUCCAUUCAAGUAUCCAGUUUUUCAAGCCGGAAUUAGGGUCUGUUUGGGGAAAGAAAUGGCACUUGUUGAGCUUAAAAGUGUGGCUCUCUCUUUGCUAAGGAGAUUUCACGUCGAAUUAGCUCAACCAUACCAUCACACUCCUCGGUUCUCUCCUGGCCUUACUGCCUCUUUCAGUGGUGGCUUAUUGGUUUCAGUGCGAGAAAUAAGUCCAUAGUUUCAUAUGUGGAUUCAGAAUGAAUGUGACCGAUUAUAUAAAGCUUCUAUGUAUAUAUAUCAUUCGGGUCAAAAGUAGUAAAUUCGGUUGAACCUGGUGAACUCGUUGUAGCUGAAGUAGUAGCUUACUGUAUGUGCUAUAGCAUAUUCUCAAGCAACCCUACUCUUGGAAGGCCAUUAUUAUUAGUAGUUUUUUUGUGGUAAAUUCAACCAUUUCACGGAGGAUGAAACUUAUUUGAGUUUUCAAGAAAGAAGUUUUUCCCUCUUUUAG
Molecule: messenger RNA, 1938 nt
Organism: Lycium ferocissimum
Lineage: Eukaryota; Viridiplantae; Streptophyta; Magnoliopsida; Solanales; Solanaceae
Product: cytochrome P450 94C1-like
Exons: 1
Coding region: 151-1668 (505 amino acids)
Molecular function (GO): heme binding; iron ion binding; oxidoreductase activity, acting on paired donors, with incorporation or reduction of molecular oxygen
Source: RefSeq, a predicted model, not a curated record